AUGCUUUUCUCCCAGCUUAUAUGCCUCUCAGGCGUCAUCGCUAUUGCCUCUGCAGCUCCAUUGCAGGCCGUAACCGGAGAGUCAGCGAUCGGGGCGAAGAUUGAAGCUCGUCAAUAUUUUACUGGACGGACUGUCACUCCUCCUGAGAAUGCUGAGGAGAGGAAUUUUGAGAAACGACAGUAUUUCACUGGACGGACUGUUACGCCUCCUGAGAAUGCUGAGGAGAAGAAUUUUGAGAAACGACAGUAUUUUACUGGACGGACUGUGACGCCUCCUGAGAAUGCUGAGGAGAGGAAUUUUGAGAAAAGGCAGUAUUUCACUGGACGAACCGUCACGCCUCCGGAGAAUGCUGAAGAGAGAAACUUUGAGAAGCGCCAGUAUUUUACUGGAAGGACUGUGACGCCUCCUGAGAAUGCUGAGGAGAGAAACUUUGAGAAACGGCAGUAUUUUACUGGAAGGACUGUUACUCCUCCUGAGAAUGCUGAGGAGAAGAAUUUUGAGAAACGGCAGUAUUUCACUGGACGGACUGUUACGCCUCCUGAGAAUGCUGAAGAGAAGAAUUUUGAGAAAAGGCAGUAUUUCACUGGACGAACCGUCACGCCUCCGGAGAAUGCUGAAGAGAGAAACUUUGAGAAGCGCCAGUAUUUUACUGAAAGGACUGUAACGCCUCCUGAGAACGCCGAGGAGGCCAACUUCAACUAA
Molecule: messenger RNA, 702 nt
Organism: Sphaerulina musiva SO2202
Lineage: Eukaryota; Fungi; Ascomycota; Dothideomycetes; Mycosphaerellales; Mycosphaerellaceae
Exons: 3
Coding region: 1-702 (233 amino acids)
Source: RefSeq, a predicted model, not a curated record